AUGGUCUACGUACCAUGGCAAGACUUGGGCAUCUGCAAAUUCUACGCGAUGCACAAGACGACAUGCGACUUCGUCGAGUCCUGCAAAUGGGCGCAUCCACGCGAGGAAGAGCUCAAACGAGUGUGGGAUCAUUAUGCCGGCCUCGAGUUCGCAUCGAAUGGUGCACGACCUCCACCUCCUCCGCCACCUCCGCCUGUUGAUGCGCCAGGAUUCUGGCCGAAGCCGCUGCCUGCUGUCACUAGAUACGAUUUACCACCAAGGCCGCCGCCACGGCCGCAUCUUCAGGACGACUUGCCAGCACGGCCUGCACGUACGUCGCCGAUGAUGCACCCUGACCGCGCGCAUCUCAAUCAGAUGGAUGGUGCGAAUGAGGAACUGCCACCGAGGCCGAGAAUGACUUUGACGCCGGCGUCAUCGUAUCGUAGGGAGAUCAGUGAUGAGGUGCAGCCGAGUCGAUAUGGGAUGAUGCGGAUGGAAGGAGCGCAUGAUGGAGUGUCGCCGAGACCGGAUGGGCCGCCACCUAUUAUGCGUGAACACUCGAGGCACUCGUUCGAGCAGAAUGAUCACAUCGCUAGCACCAGGCCGAAUUCCAGUGGUAGAGCCACUCACUGGAACAUGGAGAGGCCUCCAUACGGUCCUCAUGGCUUCCCACCUGAUCCCGAAGCGCUUCACCAGCGCGAACAAUGGCCAGGCGAAUCCGUUUGGCACAGCCAUGAAGACCUCGACCACCACCAUGAACGCUUUCGCCGUGAACAAGCACACACAGAGUAUGGCUUCGACCCUCUACGCUCCCGUAACCCUUUCAUCAACGGCUCGCGGGCAUACACGUUCGUCUGGGGAGAUCCACUCUGUGUCCGCUGCGGCAUGAUGGGACAUCUACCACGUCAGUGCAAGGAAGAGGAGCUGAGCCACAUGGAGCAAGACCUCUUGUACAAGAUUGUGAAGAGGGAGCAGGGCAGGAGUAAGGACGAGCUGGACAGGAAGACUAGGCAGCCUACCGCCAGUGUUGGGAGCAUUAGAGGCACGCCGAUGCCUGGCGAGCGAGGAAGUCGUGAUGCAUCAAUGUUUGAUGCGCGGCCGUCGCCGAGGGAUGUUGGUACAGGAGCGCGUCCAGCAUAUGGCCGACGAUCGGAGUACCGGAAGCAGUUCAAGAUGAAGCAGCAGGAGCAGCGUCAGCCGUCACCUCAAGUCGAUGCAGCGAUGCCGCAGCAGGAGGGCACACAUGACCGGCACGAGAUGACCAGAAGACGUUUGAAGCAGAAACACGAUGCUGUUGCACAGCGAUCGGAUGGUGAAGUGGAAGUGGAAGUGGAAGCUGAAGAUCCAACACCGGGGGCUCCUCGGACUUUCACGUCAAGCGGACGCAAGCCCGAACGCGAGCUUGAGAGCGCAGCGACAGCGACCGCUUCGACGACACCACGGCAUCUCACGACACGAUCGAUCGAGGCAUUUGUGCCAUUCGGCUCGAAAGCGACGCCUACCAUGGGCGCGACCAAGCGAAUGUCGAACGGCGAAGCGAAAGUGACCGGGCCGCAUCCUUCAACAAUUCGAGUAUCGGCGCCGUACAUCACGCAGAGUGCCGUGGAGAAGAGGCUGCAGCCUGCGGGACUCGAUGCGCAAGAGAGGAGUAUACAAGAGGCGAGGGAGGAUAGUGUCAGGCUGCAGGGUGUGACUUGGUUGGACCAGGUUCGCAGAGCCCUACAACUACCCGUCAAGACUUUCACAACGGCUUGUGUGUACUACCACAAGUUCCGGCUGGCACAUCAUACACUGGAGUAUGCAUGGGCAGACGCUGCAGCGGCAAGUCUGCUGACCAGCUGCAAGAACGAGGACACCCUCAAGAAGAGCAGAGACAUCCUUGCUGCCGCGUACAAUCUUAAGCAGACUUCUGGGCAUGAGCAGGUGGGAGCGGACGAUGCCAUCUUUGAAGGUCCCAGUAGGGUCGUGAUCGGUCUGGAGCGCCUGGUGUUGGAGAGCGGUGGAUUCGACUUCAGGAGCCGGUCGCCGCAUCACACUCUGGUCAAAGUCAGCAAGAGCCUGCCACAGAGCGAGGAUCUGAAGGCCACGUCGCAGCUGGCAUGGACCAUUCUUACCGAUUUGCACCGAACCUUUGCAGUCCUGAAGCAGACCAGUGCCACUCUCGCCUUGGCCAGCCUGGAGUUGGCCGCGCACUUCCUCGCUACCACAUCUGACAACAACACGUGCCCUGUGCGGGAUGACCUCCAGCUGCUCAACCUCGACAAGUGGCACACUACCCGCGAAGAAGUCAUGGAGACGCUUCUCGACGCGCUGGAUCUGUAUACCCACCACACAACUUCGACCAUCUUGGGGACUAGGUAUUCCCUCGACGAGUUCCUUCGCAUCCGUCUUGCCCUUAACAAGGAGUGCUCGGAGUCCAGUCUGCCUCGAUUCACAGUCGUACAGCCUCCCCCAUCACCUGACAACGUCAACGGCACCAGCAGUAGCACUCUCCGCGUCAGCAACGGACACCCGACCCCUGUGUCACCACCACAAGGCGGCACACAGGCACCGCAGCCCACGAACGGCAAUGGGCCAAAUCUACCACCAACACCAGAAGGUGGAGGCACCUUACGCUUCAUGCUUGAUCCAGUAAGAGCGACCGACGAAAGAACACAAGUCAACAGCUACUACACGGAAGAGUGGGAGGAAUACGAAGAAGAGAUUGAAGUGCCCUUGCCACGAGCUCGUUCACGAUCGCGCGAUAGGGAACGCCGGCGGGACAAUCCAGACCGCCCAGAGCGAGAUCGGGUCGGAGGGCGGCCGCCACGAGACUACGACGAUCGACGCGGUACGCGAGACAGUCCGCGAGCGCCCGCAAUUGAUCGAGCUAUCGAGCGAGACCGCGAGCGCACGAGAACGAGUGAUCGAGAUAGGGAUCGAGGAGAUAGGAGGUAUGAUGAUAGGGAUAGGGAUUCUCGGCGGUUUGACGAUCGGAGGGAUAGGGACCGGUAUCGUGACAGGCGCGAUUAUGAUGAUCGGAGCCGUCGAGAUGAUAGAAGGUGA
Messenger RNA from Fulvia fulva, 3024 nucleotides. RefSeq names its product CTD kinase subunit beta. Gene Ontology annotation, molecular function: nucleic acid binding; zinc ion binding; cyclin-dependent protein serine/threonine kinase activator activity. The transcript is spliced from 2 exons. Gene Ontology annotation, cellular component: nucleus; cyclin/CDK positive transcription elongation factor complex. The record is from RefSeq and is a predicted model, not a curated record. The coding region runs from base 1 to 3024 and encodes 1007 amino acids. Gene Ontology annotation, biological process: positive regulation of DNA-templated transcription, elongation; regulation of transcription by RNA polymerase II. Lineage: Eukaryota; Fungi; Ascomycota; Dothideomycetes; Mycosphaerellales; Mycosphaerellaceae.